GUUCCAUUUGUACACGGUUCUACAUGGAGUGUGGAGUCUAUAUUAGUUUGAUGAUAAGAGAGGAGGAAGAGGAACUUGUUGAACUGCGAAUAAAGAGGCAGGUAGAACCCAACAGGUGCGUCAUGUACACCUUCGUACCCGGAAGGAAAACGACUCAAACAAAGAGACUCCGUCUUCAGACAGCAAUGGAGCCGAGGGACCUGAAGCAGGAGUUCGAGGAUCAGUUCAACGAUGUGGUCUCCAGACUGCAUUCCAAGCAGCUCUUCCAGUCCGACUGGGACAUUGCCUCUUUUGCAGUCUUCUUCAUCUUCAUCGGUAUGAUUCUGCUGCUGGUCAUCCUGGUCCUCAUCCGCUGCUGCUGCUGCUGCUGCGACGACGAGAAGCCUCGACGACGGAAGGUCGGCAUAGAGAACAUGGCUCUGGAGCCCUGACAGCUGAACUGCACUGAUCAAGUAUUGAUGGAGCCAGAAGCAGAGCCUGAUAGUUUGAGUCCUGUGCCAAAACACAAGCUUUGAUUUUAGUCUGCAGCUUAAUGAAGUCUACCUGCACACAGAAUGAAUAGUUGCUACCCAGUUAUGGAAAUCUAACACACGUGAUCUUGUUGACUGUCACUGUGGGACUUAUUGCUAGGAUACCACAGAUGAGCUGGCUGCGUUUUUAUGUCUCUGUAGAUUUGAAUGUCACUCCCUCUUUUCUUCUUCUUCUUCCUUAUCUUGAAGGAUAAUGUUUUAAUUUGAAUGUUUUAUUAAGUAAUAAACACAUAAAAGUAAUAAAA
This is a messenger RNA of Dicentrarchus labrax (European seabass), 775 nucleotides long. It is a transcript of the gene smim22, whose product is annotated as small integral membrane protein 22. NCBI's taxonomy places the organism in Eukaryota, Metazoa, Chordata, Actinopteri, Moronidae. Bases 24 to 431 code for a protein of 135 amino acids. The record is from RefSeq and is a predicted model, not a curated record. Gene Ontology annotation, biological process: regulation of cell population proliferation. The transcript has 4 exons.